AUGAAUGCAGAGGCCAUCAGGAGUCGCAUCGUCGCGACCCUGUCUUCUGAUGCCAAUGUGCGGCGGGCUGCCGAGUUGGAACUGAAGCAGGCCGAACUCCACGCUGGCUUCUGCGAUGUGCUUCUCGACAUUCUUUCCAACGAGACCGAAGACGCGGUCAGGCUUUCAUCUGUCAUCUACUUAAAAAACCGAACGAAUCGAGCAUGGUCCAAAAGCGACCACUACCCCGAUGAGCCUCUGAUAGCCGAAGAUGAAAAGGAGAGAUUCCGUAACCGUAUACUGCCAAUCCUUGCCUCCUCGCAAGGUCCCGUUCGCCAGCAGCUGCUGCAGAUGAUCCAGCGCAUUUUGCAUUUUGACUUCCCCGGGAAGUGGCCCAACUUCCUCGACGUUACUCUGCAGCUGCUUCACGCCGACAACGCCCCCGCUGUCCUUGCCGGUCUGCAAUGUUUACUGGUCACAUGUCGCGCUUAUCGGUUCAAGGGCAACCAGGACCCGAGCAGAAACGAGUUCGACAAGAUUGUCGAGGCUAGCUUCCCCAGAUUAUUGCAAGUAUGCAACGAGUUGGUCAACCAGGACAGCGAGGAGGCUGGUGAGAUGCUUCACAUCGCUCUCAAGGCGUACAAACAUGCUACAUGGCUGGAGCUACCAAGCUUCCUCCGCCAGAGAGAUGCCAACAUUGGCUGGUGCGGAGUCUUCCUUCACACCAUCUCCAAGGCCGCUCCUGCUACAGCCAUGUCGGAAGAUCUCGACGAGCGAGAGAGGAACCACUGGUGGAAGGCUAAGAAGUGGGCAUAUUUCAACCUGAACCGACUCUGGAUCAGACACGGAAACGUCACGGCUGUCUCGACACAAAGCGACGAGCACAAGACCUUUGCGAAGGACUUCACAGCCACAGUGGCCCCUGAGAUCAUGAAGCAUUAUCUGCAAGAGGUCGAGAAGUGGGUUGCCAAGACCGCCUGGCUCAGCAAACCGUGUCUUUCUUACACAUUGGUCUUCCUUGACGAGUGUUGUAGGCCCAAGGAGAUGUGGACGCACCUGAAGCCGCAUUUGACCAACCUGGUUACUCACCUGGUCUUCCCCGUCCUGUGUCUUACCCAAGAGGAUAUCGAGAAGUUCGAGGACGAGCCCGAGGAGUACCUUCACCGGAAACUCAGCUUUUACGAAGAGGUUUCCUCGCCCGAUGUUGCUGCGACAAACUUCUUGGUCACGUUGACCAAGGUCAGGAGAAAGCAAACGUUCGAGCUAUUGCAGUUCAUUAACAGUGUAGUUAACGAAUACGAAGCUGCUGCUCCCGAGGCCAAGAACCACAUUGGCAAGGAAGGCGCCUUGCGCAUGAUUGGCACAUUGGCACCCGUUCUGCUUGGAAAGAAGAGUCCUAUCGCUGAUCAGGUCGAGUACUUCUUGGUGCGAUAUGUCUUCCCUGACUUCAAGAGCCCCCAGGGUUACCUUAGAGCUCGUGCUUGUGACACCAUCGAGAAGUUUGAGCAGCUCAAUUUCAAGGACCAAAACAACCUGCUCGUCAUCUACCGUCACAUCCUGGACUGUAUGGCUGAUACUGAUCUACCCGUCCGUGUCACUGCAGCUCUUGCUCUACAGCCUCUCAUUAGACAUGAUGCUAUCCGUAUUAGCAUGCAACAAAGCAUUCCUACCAUUAUGCAACAACUACUCAAGCUCGCUAACGAGUGCGACAUCGACGCUCUCGCCAACGUCAUGGAAGACUUUGUCGAGGUGUUUGCCGCCGAACUCACACCCUUCGCCGUAGCUCUUAGCGAGCAGCUACGUGACACCUACCUUCGUAUCGUUAGAGAGCUUCUCGACAAGAACGCCGCUAAGGGCGACGACGGUGAUGACUAUGGUGAUUACUUGGACGACAAGAGCAUAACUGCUCUUGGCGUCCUGCAAACCAUUGGUACACUUAUCUUAACGCUAGAGAGCACCCCCGAUGUUCUUCUGCACAUCGAAGCAGUCCUUAUGCCCGUCAUCCAAAUCACAUUAGAGAACAAGCUUUACGAUCUUUAUAAUGAAGUAUUCGAAAUCAUCGACUCGUGCACUUUCGCUGCCAAGAGUAUCUCAGCUACCAUGUGGCAAGCUUUCGAGCUGAUUCAUCGCACUUUCAAAUCUGGUGCUGAGCUCUACCUUGAGGAUAUGCUACCUGCGCUCGACAACUUUGUGCAAUAUGGUGCUCCCCACCUUGCACAAAAGCCUGAAUAUGUCAAUGCACUUUACAGCAUGGUCUCAGACUUGUUUGAAGACCCCAAGGUUGGCGGGGUGGACCGGAUCUGUGCGUGCAAACUGGCGGAGGCCAUUAUGCUUAGCCUUCGUGGCCAUAUUGACCAGUGCGUCACUGGCUUCAUUUCCAUGGCUAUGACGGUCCUCAACGGACAGGACGUCAGAGUCAAGUCAUACAAGAUUCACCUCAUGGAGAUGGUUAUCAACGCCAUCUACUACAACCCGGUGCUUGCGCUCCAUGUUCUUGAAACCAAUGGCUGGACGAAUAAGUUCUUCAGUCUAUGGUUUGGUAACAUGGAUGCUUUCACUCGAGUCCACGACAAGAAGCUCUGCAUCGUUGCCAUUGUCGCACUCCUUCACCUCAACCCCGACCAGAUUCCUCAAAGUGUGCAGACCGGCUGGCCAAGGCUUCUUCAGGGUGUGACAAUUCUCUUUAGGACGUUGCCAAGUGCUAUGAAGAACCGCGACGAUGCCUUGAAGGACGACUAUACCUACGACGCUGCCAGCUAUGACUUCGACGACGAAGAUGAGUGGGCUGAGGAUGAGCUCAACUGGCAGGUUGAAGAAAAGACUGAAGAAGAGCCUCAAGAAGGUCGCGAUGAAAGUACUGCCUAUCUGGAGUUCUUAAACGAGGAAGCCGCCAAAUUCAGUCGUCUGGAGAACCAGUACAGAGACGCAGAAGACUCUGAUGACGAUCUCGGCGAAGACAGUGUUCUUCUUGAAUCUCCAUUGGAUAAGCUCGAACCUUACCAGCUAUUUAGAAAUGCCUUGAUGAAGGUUCAGCAAGAGCAACCCCAGCUUUACAGUACCCUCACCGCACCACUGACUGCCGAUGACCAGGCUGUCAUCCAGAGCGCAAUCCAGCAGGCCGAGGUCAAUACGCAAGCCGCAAUUCAGCUCGCAGCCCAAGCGGCACAAAAUCCUCAGGGAGUUCCGACUACUGCCGGAGGCACAAACUAG
Molecule: messenger RNA, 3189 nt
Organism: Truncatella angustata
Lineage: Eukaryota; Fungi; Ascomycota; Sordariomycetes; Amphisphaeriales; Sporocadaceae
Product: importin-beta domain-containing protein
Exons: 6
Coding region: 1-3189 (1062 amino acids)
Biological process (GO): protein import into nucleus
Cellular component (GO): nuclear envelope; cytosol
Molecular function (GO): small GTPase binding
Source: RefSeq, a predicted model, not a curated record